GAGACAUCAACACGUCAGGACAUCCCCGAGUGUGAUACUUUCAUCAAUGGAGACAUGAAGUGUCUGAAGCUCCUGUUCCUGUGUUGGAUCUCCAGCAUCCUGACAGUGACCAGCUGCAUCAGAGUUGAUGGACACUCAUGUGUGACUGCCUAUUGGGACACAGUUACUUGUGUCGUCAACAUCACUGGUAUUCCUGUGGGACAGACAAACACCAGCUACAACCUGACAUUCACUGACACUUCGGGUUCUAGGCCGACUGACCACUGUCCACUUGUGGAGAGAAAUCACACUUACAGUUGUGUCUGUAAAGUAACGGAAGGCUCAGGCGGUGAUUAUUAUUAUGACAUAGAUCUUUGUCAUGAAUCUGGCUGUCAUCCUGUAACAAAGGUCUUUAAACCAUCAGAUAACAUUCAGCUGACACCACCGCAUAAACCUGAGGUCCAAGAAACACCAGAGAAUUUCAACAUCACUUGGAUAAGUGGGUACGAAGAUCACAUGUACCUCAAAACUUUCCUUGACUUUGAACUCUUACUUCAAAGCACUGAGAGCAAGACCCUUAAAGCUACUUCACAAAAUAUGUAUGUACCGAUUCCAAGGUCUACACUUAAACCAUAUGCUACAUAUUGCAUUAAAGUGAGAUCUAAAACUAAUCAUGCUGAAUAUGAUGGAAUUUGGAGUAAAUGGAGUCCAUCGACAUGCUGGAAAAUUGAAGCAGAAGAAGUUGAUGGAUACUCAUGUGUGAGCACCUAUUGGGACACAGUUACUUGUGUCGUCAACAUCACUGGUAUUCCUGUGGGACAGACAAACACCAGCUACAACCUGACAUUCACUAACACUUGGGGUUCUAGGCCGACUUACCACUGUCCACUUGUGAGGAGAAAUCACACUUACAGUUGUGUCUGUAAAGUAAUAGAAGACUCAUAUAUAGGCGCUGAUAAUUAUUAUGACAUAGAUCUUUGUCAUGAAUCUGGCCGUCAUCCUGUAACAAAGGUCUUUAAACCAUCAAAGCACAUUCAGCUGACACCACCGCAUAAACCUGAGGUCGAAGAAACACCAGAGAAUUUCAACAUCACUUGGAUAAGUGGGUACGAAGAUCACAUGUACCUCAAAACUUUCCUUGACUUUGAACUCUUACUUCAAAGCACUGAGAGCAAGACCCUUAAAGCUGCUUCACAAAAUAUGUAUGUAACGAUUCGGUCUACAUGUAUUAAACCAGAUGUUACAUAUUGCAUUAAAGUGAGAUCUAAAACUAAUCAUGAUGACUAUGAUGGAUUUUGGAGUAAAUGGAGUCCAUCGACAUGCUGGAAAAUUGAAGCAGAAGAAGAACAAGAUAACACAUUAGUCAUUUUGAUCAAAUCUCUGGUCCUGCUGUUUGUGGUUGUUGGAGUCAUGCUGUUUUUACUCUACAGUCCCACUGCAAGAAUGAAGAUAAAAACAUUGUCGCACACACCAUCGCCAGCGCCUUUCUUUCAACCUUUAUUUCAACAACACGGAGGCAAUCUCCAGGAAUGGCUUUCACCUAAAGGCAAGUAUGUGUUAGCAUACACAACUGAGGAGAUCUUGACAACCGAUGAUGUGAUUGUUGUGCCGAAACCCAUUACAAAGGAGCCAGAAGAGAACGUGGACUACCACAACCCUACAGUCCAUCUGACCUUCACUCAGUGUCAAAGCUCCUAUGUUGGUUUACCCGGUGUGCAUGAGGCUUCCCCUCCUUUAACUAUGAUCUAUCCAGGAGACAUGUCUUACACCCAGCUCCCUUCCUCUGUGUGGGGGGUCGGCGUUGGAGAGGUCGAAGUGGCAUCCUCUCCACCUCAAGAUGUCCUAAACAUCAGCUGUGCAGACUCUGGCUGUGAGGAUCCGACCCAGAGCCCAGAGUGCAGUUUACCAAACAGUCCUGUGGAGGACAUCCCACCACCGUGUUACUGUAAUGAUUACUGCAUUCUCAACAAAACAGCAGAAGGCUUUGCUCCUGUUUUAGUAUCCAGAUGAAGCAGCAAAUUGUUGAUUCCUUGCAAGAAGAUGAGAGUUAAAAAUACGAAAUGCUCCUGUCAGUUGGUUCAUCCAAAUGUGUCUGACUAUAAUGGCUUUAUAUUGCAUUGCAGGAAAAGAUCAUAAUCAGUCUUGAUGCUUGUGUGCCCGCAUACACACGUUUGACCUGUCCCAGAUAGCACUUUUUGUUUUGCAAGUAUGUGUGUUUUAUGGUUUGAAUUUCCUGCAUCAUAGAUGAACCAGUUGCAUUGUAUUGUUGUAUACACUCCCUCUGCUUUGGCUUACUUACAUUCGUUACACUUGACACAUUAGCAAUACUGACCGCAGAAUGUAAUGACCUGAAUGUGCGUGGUUUGAACAGCUGACUUUAAACACACACAAAAAAAAGCAAAAUGUUUUUUAUUUGCCUGUGAUUUUACUUUAUCUUCACUUAUUAAAGAAGAUAAACGAUGAGAAUAAACUACAAAUGUAUUUUGAGAGGAAAGUACUGUUUUGAAGAUGCUCAGGAUAUACAAUUUCCCAAGGAGAUCAAUACAUUUCUCAACGAGAUCAAUAAAUAAUCAUUUCAAUCAGUCUAUCAGUAUUUCUGGAGGUGCUUGUAUUGUAUCGUGUCUUUUUGAUGAUUGCUGGAGGGUGACCUUACACUUCUGAGUUAUUAUGUUGAUUGUUUGGAGCAUGUGAUGCAAGACACAUGGGAAGUUGUACCCUUAUUUUAAACAAUGAUUCAAUUAUAAUGUCAUGUAAAAAAAAAUGUAUCCAGGUUUAAACAAAUAUAUUGUAUAUGUUGAUGUGUUGGCAGCGUAUUAAACCAUGUGAGUCAUUAAG
Messenger RNA from Trematomus bernacchii (emerald rockcod), 2814 nucleotides. RefSeq names its product interleukin-21 receptor-like. Gene Ontology annotation, molecular function: cytokine receptor activity; protein binding. Gene Ontology annotation, biological process: production of molecular mediator involved in inflammatory response; cytokine-mediated signaling pathway. The transcript has 13 exons. The record is from RefSeq and is a predicted model, not a curated record. Gene Ontology annotation, cellular component: external side of plasma membrane; membrane. NCBI's taxonomy places the organism in Eukaryota, Metazoa, Chordata, Actinopteri, Perciformes, Nototheniidae. Bases 55 to 1989 code for a protein of 644 amino acids.